Bactrocera dorsalis (oriental fruit fly) is the source of this 7056-nucleotide messenger RNA. It is a transcript of the gene Kap3, whose product is annotated as kinesin-associated protein 3. NCBI's taxonomy places the organism in Eukaryota, Metazoa, Arthropoda, Insecta, Diptera, Tephritidae. Gene Ontology annotation, cellular component: axoneme; kinesin II complex; ciliary transition zone. The transcript is spliced from 10 exons. The coding region runs from base 139 to 3219 and encodes 1026 amino acids. Gene Ontology annotation, molecular function: kinesin binding. The record is from RefSeq and is a predicted model, not a curated record. Gene Ontology annotation, biological process: cilium organization; microtubule-based movement.
CGGCAGUUAGCUAGCCUGACAGCAGUAGUCAGAACGAAUCGAGAGGAGCAAGCGUUUGGACGUAGUCGGUAUUGGCAAUCGACAAUCGACAAUCGGCAUCGACAUCGGCAAACGGUCGUCUGCGUCGCUGCGUCGCGUAUGCCAUUUGUGCUGCUGCUCUUUCAAAUAGUCGCGGGCCUAACACUCAUUCUAUUUGUUAUUCAUUAUAUUUAUUAUAUAAUUAAUGCAAUUGCCGGCGAUUUACAAUUACAACAACAGCUACAGCAACAGCAACAACAAAUAUUGCAGUUGCAACAAAACGUGUAUUUACAACAAUUGCAACAACCAAUUGUAAAAAAUUAUCGACAACAACGCAUCCCAGUAGCGUCGUCUGCAACAUAUAGAAAAUCGCAUUGUUUUACAGCAACAGCAACAGCAACAACAACAACUGGCGAAAAAAUGCAAACAAGCGACGAUGCAAAGUUUAUAAAAAAACGAUGGAAAGGCGGCACAAUCGAACCACAUCCAACGGAUAAGGCAUUAAUUGUCAACUAUCAGCUAGAAGCGACGGUCUUCGGCGAGCAAUCCAGCAAUCCGAUGAUUGAGGAAAAAAAGAAUUGUCAGAAAAUUAUACGCUUACGUUCGUUGAACGCGAAGACAGAUCCAGCCGCACUGGCGCGUGAAGUCGUGGACAAAUGUGAUCUCAUACACAAAUCCCAAUUGGCGGAUGUGGAGCAGAUAAUAUUCUAUCUGAAGAAUCGAAAAGACAAUGCUGGUGCAGACAUCGCUGACAAUAACAGUCAGCAUCGGUCGGCUGUGUCGGGAAAGCGUACACCGGCCAGCAAGGCGAAUCCAGCUUCUGCUGUUCUGUCACCCGCUAAAACACCAGCUAGCAAUGCAGAUGUCUCCAUCAAUAAUAUUGAUGAAUAUGUGGAGUUGUUGUAUGAGGACUUGAGUGAACGAAUACGUGGUUCAGCAAUGAUCCUGCAAGUGGCACGCAACCCAGACAAUCUGGAAGAGCUGGAGAAAAAUGAGGCUUGCCUGAGCGCUUUGUCGCGCGUAUUGCGAGAGGAUUGGCGCAAGAGUUUAGAUCUAUCCACAAAUAUAAUAUAUAUAUUUUUCUGUUUUUCGACCUAUACGAAAUUUCAUCCCGUUAUUGUGCAAUAUAAGAUUGGUUCGCUCUGCAUGGACGUCAUAGACUAUGAGCUGCGACGUUAUGAAACAAUGCGGAAUGAGUUGGAUGUGAGAAAGAAUCCUGUUACCUCUGCACCACUUUCGGCUAAAUCCAGCAAAGAGAAACUGAACCGCAGCACUGAUGAUUUCCUCGAUAUAAUGAAUGAGGAAAAACCAAAGGAAAUGGAACCACCACGCCGCCGCAUACCCGAACUCAAACAACGUCCCAAAUCUGGAAAUUGGUCUAGUUUCCACGGUUCAAUGACUUCCUCAAUGAUGAAAAGUCAAAUACUCAACAGUAGUUACCAUGAGGCUCUUUCCACCGGUGCUGCCACACCUGACUCGGGCAUUUCAUCGAACGGUGACAUGAAAGCGACCAGCAAUGAGGCGCUCGAUCGCAACGAUCCCAAGGUGAAGAAAGAAGAGAUCGAUCGGCUGAAUAAGCAGUUAAAAGUAUUUGCUAAGAAACAAGAGCAACUGUUACGUGUUGCUUUCUACCUGCUACUUAACAUGGCCGAGAAUAUUAAAUUGGAGGAAAAGAUGCGACGCAAGCACAUCGUGAAGAUGCUCGUCAAAACAUUGGAUCGACAAAAUAUCGAUCUCUUAAUGUUGGUGACAACAUUUCUGAAAAAGUUAUCUAUCGUACGUGACAAUAAAGAUGAUAUGGGCGAGUUCAAUGUCAUUGCCAAAUUGCCACGUCUAUUCCAAAGUGGCCACACCGAUUUGGCGCAAGUGACACUGAAACUGGUGUUUAAUUUAUCAUUUGAUGGUGUGUUGCGACGCAAAAUGGUCGGUGCUGGUUACCUGCCAAAGCUAGUGAUGUUCAUCAAUGAUGAGAAACAUCACGGCAUCGCAAUGAAGAUACUCUAUCACAUGAGUUUAGAUGAUUGGGUUAAAGGCUUAUUCACACACACUGAGUGUGUUCAAAUGGCCACCGAUGCCAUAAUACUCAAUCUGAAUAGCAAGGUUGAUCUCGAUCUCAUCGCACUCUGCAUCAAUCUAUCGCUGAACAAACGUAAUGCACAAAUCAUGGUCGAAGGCAAUCGGCUGAAUGAUCUAAUGGAUCGCGCUUUCAAAUAUCAGGACUCACUACUAAUGAAACUGCUGCGUAACCUCUCGCAACACGAAAUGUUGCAACCAAAAUUUAUUGACUAUGUCGGCGAUCUGGCGCGUAUACUCACAAUUUGCGAAGAUGAAUCGUUUGUGGUGGAAUGUCUUGGUAUACUCGGUAAUCUCUCAUUAGCCGAUUUGGAUUACUCACAAAUAUUGCAGAACUUCCAACUAAUACCCUGGAUAAGGGAUGUGCUUGUGCCCGGUGCCAAAUUGGACGAUAUGGUACUCGAUACGAUUGUUUAUUUGGGUACCUGUGCACAUGACGAACUUUGUGCGUUGCUGUUCUGUCGCGCUAAGGUUGUGCUCUCGUUGAUCGAGCUGCUGAAGGCCAAACAAGAAGACGACGAAAUUGUCUUACAGAUCAUUUUCGUAUUCCAACAGAUUUUACGACACGAAAGCACACGCGAAUAUAUGAUCAAAGAGACUGAAUCACCGGCGUAUCUGAUCGAUUUGAUGCAUGACAAGAAUGCCGAGAUACGUAAGGUCUGCGAUUAUUGCCUCGACAUCAUUGCUAUCAGUGACACUGAGUGGGCCAAACGGAUCAAGCUUGAAAAGUUCCGCAAUCACAAUUCACAGUGGCUUUGUAUGGUUGAAUCGCAGCAAGAUCAAGACAAUGAACAAGACUAUGCCGACAAUGAUGAGAACGAAAACGAACUCGACACCUAUUUACGCAACGAUUAUUUGGACAACUGCGAUCUCUACAAUAGCAGCAAUACAAAUAAGGAGAGUGAGGACAAUGAAAGCAACAAUAGCAACAAUCCAGCCAGUCCUGCAUUGUCUACCUAUAGUCGUCCAGUGAGCAGCUACCGGCGCAGUGAGGACCUCGACGAUCUCUUCAACAUGACCUCGAGUUCGAAAUCGCAAGGAUCCAGCCAAGGCGAUAGCAACUACAUGUUCAAAUCGAACAAAUCGCUGGAUGUUGAGGGACUGCACGAGGAGUUGUUGAUGGCCUAAAGUGCACUAUACAUGUAAAUAGUUAAAUAUGAAGUAUAUAUGUAUAUGUAUGUACAUAUGUAUAUAUGUAAACAAAAACAACCGCUUAUGUAUGUAUAUGCAGUUGCAUGGUUAUAAAGUACAUAUGUACAUAUGUACAUAUGUACAUAUACUAUAUACUUGUAUAUGUGGUUAUGUAUGAAGAAUUAGAGAAAAUGUUGAAUUAAGGCGCUCCUCAACUCCCCCUCAACUGUUUCGGGAAUAAUCUUUUACACUACAACAACAAAUGUAAAGCAAAUUUUUCUUUCUCUUAACAGUUAGUUAUAUUUUGGCUAAAAUGUAGUUGCCACAUAUUAUUAUACUACGUGUAAUUGUUGUUGUUUGUGACUGUCCAAAUCGUAGCAACGCUCGUGUCACAAUCUACCAGCCAACUUAAAACGAGUCGAAAUACACACAUACAAGUAAAUGAAUAUGUAUGUGUUUAUUUAUAUAUAUAUAAGAUGCAUUUACAUACAGACGAUAUGUUUAACCCUUGAAGAACAAACUCAACUUUCGACCAUAUGCAAAGCAGAAAUGUUUAUAAGUAAUAAUGGAAAACCAAAAAUUAAACAAAAAAAGAACAAAAAAGUGGUGUGAAACCGCAAUUUUAAUUAGUGCAAAAAUAUUUAAGUGAAAUUGUAUUUUAUUGAAAUUUCAUACAGACACGCUUGCUAUAACUUACAUAUAACUGUAAAGAACGAUUGGCUUGCAAAUGCUUUGCUUAUUUCAAAAAAUGCCUCAAUGUAGCUUGCAUUUGGAAAUGCGCGCAUAAAAUAUAUGCGACGUUAGAAAAGUCUUAAGAAAACUAUAUUCCGCACGCACACUAGUUAUUUUAUGUAGUUUAAUUUAUUUUAUAAACAAAAGAUAUAUGUAUGUAUGUAUGUAUAUCGAAAAUAUUGCAUAUUAUAUUUAUGUAGCGAAAUGAAAGAACAAAAAACUAGAAACAGCCAACAGCCAAACAAACAAAGAAUUCAAAUCCCAAAAACCGCUCAAAAGGCAACCUUGCAUAACGGUUAAUGAAAGCAUAUAAGACAAAAUUUCAUUGCAAUUCAUCGACGCUAGUCCUCUUAAACGUUUAAGUUACUUGUUUUAGUUUUAUAUAUAUGUUUAUAGUUAUGUAUUUUGUAUUUGUAUGUGUAUGUGUAUGAAAUGUUAAUGAAUUUUUAGCCGAAUUAUAGAACAAAAGGCAAUUUAAGCACUUUCAACAGUGUGUUUUGAAAAGUUUCUGAAUGUGAUAUGUGUUUAAUUAUAUAAUAUACAUAUGUACGUGUAUGCUGACUAUGUUUAACAUACACAAGAUGUUAUUAAGGCUAAUUUAUUGCUAAAUUAAUUGUUCAAUUUAUUAUUAUAUUUUUAAUGAUUUUAGUUGUGGCGUUAGUAUGUGCCCAUCUUUUAUAACUGUUAAUUGUGGCUAAUGUUCAAUAAAUGACGUUAAGCGUAUGCUGCAGUUUCUAGUAACGGUAUUUUUCUAAAAAGUAACUUAAAAAAAAUUUCAAAACAAGUGGUUUUACAGCGAUAUUUUGCAAAAAAAAAACUUUAAAAAUAAAAAUUGUUUUAUUGAAACAAUUAUUAUUUCUUAAAGCGAAGAUAAAGUCGUAUAUUAUAAAAAAAAAUAAAACUUCGAGCUUCUGGUAACAGUAUUUUCCAAAAAAAAAAUUAGAUAAAAUUUUUUUCAUUUAAAGGAAUUAUAAUUUCCUAAAGUUAUGAUUAUACGAUUUCAAAAUUUUGCAUUUAUAAAAAAUAAAGCUUCGUUCAUUUCUAGUAACGGUAUUUGUUCAAAAAAAAUUUUAAAUAAAAUUUUUAAAUAAAAUUUUUUUCAUUGAAGUUUCCUGAAGCGAAGAUGAAAUCGUAUCAAAAGUUAAAUUUAUAAAACAAAAUUAAAACUUCGAGCUUCUAAUAACGGUAUUUUUCAAACACAAAUCAUUAAAAACAAAAAUUUUUUCAGUGAAACCAAUAUUAUUUCUUAAAGCGAAGGCGAACUCGUUUCAUAAGUUUAAAUUUAUAAAAAAAUUAAAACUUGGAGCAUUUUUUUGAUUUUAAGCCAUAUUGUGGUCUUGUUUGUUCAAAAAACUUCUAUAUACUCACCUAAAAUGAAAAACAAUGCAUCAUCAAAAAAAUUCGAAAAUCGCUGUCAGAUAUAUAUAACCAAUAUAUAACCACUUUAUAACCAAAACUCAAAUUUUUUUCAAUAUGAGUGCAUAUUAACCACUAUAUAACCGUUAUAUAACCACUUUAUAACCAAAACUCAAAUUUUGUUUGUCAAUUAUGACAUUUUUCCUUCGCCUGUAAACUUAUGACCGAUAUAUAACCGUUAUAUAACCACUUUAUAACCAAAACAAAAAAAUCGAUAUGAGUGGUUUCAAUUAUAUUGCUUUUCCUCCACAUUACAGAAAAGUAAUGUUACGUUAUUUUGCAUUUUAGGUGAGGACAUAGACAUACAAAAUUGUUGAAAAUAAUGGAAAAGCUCCACUGAAUUUCGGUUCUAUUAAAUUUUUCUGAAGCAAAAAGAAUUAAUGGCUUUGAUUUUGUUAUGAUACUAAUUAAUUGGUUUCAAAAUUGCCUAUUUUGAUGCUGAAAAAAGCAGUUUUAUCAAGUUUCAUACUUAAAUGAAGAGACCGUUAUUAAAAAUCAAUUUACUAAAAAUUCAAAAAAAAAAGCUAUUUAUUUGAAAUAAAAAAUUCAAAAAUGAACAAGAACUUCGAAUACCACUAAUUUUUAUAAUAAAAAAAACGCAGUAAUUAAGAAGCGAUAAAAAGUCACACACUUAUUUGCGACAGUGCAGCGCUACUCUAAGAAACGAUCACACGAUUUGAUACGAAGUGAACGUUUUCCUCAGUCAAGCUCUCUUGAAAGUGUUCAUAUUUUAAAUAUUUCGAUAUUUUUAUACACUGCAUGAAAAAUACAUAUUUAUUAACAGUUAAUUUUGUUUACAACAUAAUUUUACAUAUAAUUUAUACAAUAUAAUUAUUAUAAUAUUAUUGUUUGAAAUUUAUUUUUUGUUCGAAAAUUAUUAUUUUUUGUUAUAUUAAAAGCCUUUAUGCUUAAAAAUGCCAUAUUUUUUAAGUAACUAACUGCUAUUGAAGCAAUAAGCGAACAUAUUCAACGCAACCAAAUAUGUACCGACGAUAUUAUUUUUUUUAUGAAUUUUUGAUUUUUUAUGAAUUUUACGAAAAAAUAUUUAUAAAUUAAAAAUUGUUUUAACAAAAAAUAUAUUUGUAGCAAAUUUUCAGCGCUUUCGGCUUACACAUACACAAAUCUGUAAAAUAUUUUAAGCAAUUUAACAGCGUACAAAAUCAAAGAAAAGAAAAUACAAAACAAUAAAAACAAAGCUUUUUCAUGUGUAGCUGCAGUAGCUUCUAAAAAUAAUGAGAAUUUAUUCAAAUAAAUCUGUAUUGAAAAAUAAAAUUAUAAAAAAUAAAAAAUAUGAAAAUAUAAAUUAUAAAAAAAAAUAUAUAUAUAUAAAAAUAAGACAAAUAAAUUCUAAAAUGUUGUGAAGCAUUGUGACCACUACAAGAUACAAAAGCGCCGGCCCCUGCUUGUAAAUAGUAGGGAAGCAGUAGGCACUCGAGUGUUACCUCGAAAGUAUUUACUAGGGUUGAAAUAUUUACUAAAACAGACACUGGAUUAGCAGAAAAUAUGUGUAUAAAUUGAAAAUUGAAAUUUAAAAGAAAAUGUGAAAAGUAAAUGCAAACAGACAAACCCUAUAUAUUGUAUUUAAAGCUGAAAUUGAAAUUAGAGCUGAAACAAAAUUGUAAUCGGGUACUGUAAGAAGCCAUACCUUCAACAAAAUAAAUAAUUGCUGCAUCUGUAUAUUUAAAA